AAAAAACAUUUUACCAAGAUGGUCGUGUUGUAGCAGCUAAUAAACGUGCUAAAAAAUUACGAAAAGCCGACUAUUUAUAUAGCCUGACAAAUCGGCAAAAUGUACAACGGUAUCGGCUUGACAACACCGCGAGGCUCGGGUACCAACGGCUAUGUGCAAAGAAACUGGGCAUCAGUGCGAAAAACCAAAGAUUCCGUGAACUAUCGUACUGAGGAGGAGAUCGCCAAGUUAGACUCGGCUUCCAAUAAGCAGCCAAAUCGUGAGAUCCUCGACCAUGAGAGGAAAAGGAAGAUUGAAGUGAAGUGUGCGGAGCUUGAAGACAGUUUGGAGGAGCAGGGGUUGCCGCGGGAGGAGAUAGCGGCGCGGGUGGCCGCAUUCAGGGCGAAGAUUUCGGAGACCAGCGAGAAGGACGUGCCCAGGGACGAAUUCGGCAGGGUAGCCGUGCGCGAAACGCACGCUGUGGCGGAGGCGCAGCAGGCGAAGAACGCGCGCCUGCGCGACGCGUUCGGCAUCUCGCCGCGCUUCGUGGAGGGAUCCAGCCUGGACCCCGAGCGGCGUGCACGUGAACACGCGGCUAAAUACCCGCUAGUGCGCACGCCGAGUCACGAGCGCGAGGAACGCCCGCAGCCGCCCAAGAAGAAGAAGAAACGAAGCGCAUCGCCUGAAACUAAGAAAUUAAAGAAGAAAAAAUCCAAGAAAAAUAAAAAAGAAAACGAGAGAAAAAUGUUAUGGGAUUUCAUACGUAGGCAAGACGGGAAGAAAAAGAAGAAGCGCUCCAAAUCCCCAGACUCGGAUAGCUCCAGCGACUCGGACUCCAACGACUCCCGCGACAGCUCGGACGACGACAAACGCAGAAAGAAGAAGAAAAAGUCGAGCUCAAGACGCCGCGGCAGCAGCCAGCCCUCUACCAGAGAAAGCUCGCCCGCGAAAAACAAGAAAGCUUCUAAAGAAAAGAAGUGGGAAGAGACUAACGACAGAGAGAAUGAUAAUCACAGGAGCAGAGACCGCGAGGACAGGAACAGGAAAUAUGACAAACGUGACGAACCGCAGAAAAGAAGGAGCAAGUCUAGAAGGAGAGACGAGAGCCCGCAGCGCCAGGCCUCGCCACAGUACAGACACAAGUCUUAUGUCACUAAGAUAGACAAUCGUAGGGAACCGUCGAGAGAGGGUUCUGAAAAGCGUGCAACCAAGCGCAACCGCAGAGAUCGCUCCAACUCCAACGAGUCCCAAGACAGAGACAAACCAAAGAAACGUCGCGAUAACAGCGGCUCACCCACUGAUAAGCGUAGACGAAAAAGCGACUCCCAGACAGAAAUAGAGAUGACAGAAAUGACUAUAGAAAGGAAAAAGCACCCAGACGCAGAGAAAGCCCAGAAGUCAGAGAUAGACGGCAACGGAGCGAAUCCCCUGACUAUAGAAAGAAUAGAAAAGACGAACGCGACGAGUCCUAUGGAAGGAAGGAUGAUAGAAAUGACAAAAGGAGGAAUAAUCAUGCGUCUAGAAGAAGAGCCGAGAAAGAAGAACCACGACGAGCCGCGCAGAAAUAGAGAGUGUUACGAAGAGCCACGGAGAAACAGAGAGAGCUACGAGGACAGAAAUCAACGCAGAAAGAGAUCGCCCUCCCAAGACAAACGGUCGCCUUCACCGGAGCGAGACCGUUCACCUAAAAAUCGCAACAAUAAAGAUAGAAAAGAACCUGCAAAAUCUUACAAAAAUUCUAGGCCUGAAAGGCACGCCUCGUCUUCAGAAUCUGAGGACGAACAGAAAAAGUCGAAUAAAGCUAAAGAUAAAUCGAGACACUACAAAGACAGAAGCCCGUCCCCGCAAAGGGAGCGUCGACGAAGUCCCAGCCCGGACUACAGGCGGAAACGAUCACCGACUCCUAAGAAGGCGGACAAGUAUAAGAGCGUAGUGAAGCCUAUAGAAAACAAGCGCGAGCGCAGCCGGUCGGGGAGGUCGCCCUCUCCGAGCUCACGGCGGAGGUCGCCCUCUCCGAGCUCACGGCGGAGGUCGCCCUCUCCGAGCUCACGGCGGAGGUCGCCCUCUCCGAGCUCGCGCCGCCGCUCGCCCACCCCCGAGCGGAGGUCACCGACCCCGGACCGCCGGCGGCGCCAACCGUCUCGCUCCCCCGUCAGAGACCGGCGCAGGGAGUUCAGAAAGUCUCCCGACCGAAAACCUUCCCCCAAGACUGUAAACCGAGACCGCGAGAGAAAGGAAAACCACGAGCGCUCCCGAGAACGCGAGCGGCGGGAACGCAAGUCCAGAUCGAGAAACCGCAGCCGCAGCACAUCCAGCCUCAGCUACUCGCCGGCGAGAAGGAGCCCCGAGCGCUACCGUGAUAUUAUCGACCGGUUACCGGAGAAGGAUAAACGUAAAUAUAUAAGGGUCCCGGACAAAAAGAAAACCUCUACCGUCAAGCCCACGGCCGCUUGCUUGCGAAGCUCUUCGAGCGAGAGCGGCGACGGCGGCGAUGGAGACGCGUUGCCACCGGACGAACGCGCGAGACAAAACGAACUAGACCUACAAGAAUUCCACGACUUGAAACUGCGAUUAGCUCAAAAAGCCAAAGCUUCUAUGGAGCGGCGGCGCGACGAAGAAGCGACCACCUCCCGCUCGGAACCACCGGUAGAAACUAAACGUACUCCGACCCCCGAACAGAAGUCCCCUGAGAAACCCAAGGAGGUUGUAAAGGAAGUUAAGGAUCCUGAAGCUAAAAAGGACAAAAGUCCUUUAAACAUAGAAAGUUCUCCCGAUGAACGUCGGAAGGAGGUUCGAAAGCGAAGCAGGAGUUGGUCGCGAUCGUCCGGUUGGCGUUCAUCACGAUCAAAAUCGAGAUCGCGCGGGAAAUCAAGGUCUAAGUCCAGAUCUCGCAAGUCCCGGUCUCGAGAAAAGUCGAGAUCCAAGUCCAGGUCACUGGGUAAAUCGAGAUCGAAGUCACGAUCGCGCGAUAAGUCGCGGUCGAGGAACAAGUCGCGGUCGCGAGGGAAGUCGUCUCGGUCGAGGUCCCGUUCGAGAUCGAGGUCGUCGCGGUCCAGAUCCCGAUCCUACUCGUCGUCAAGAGGUUCCCGUUCAUCGCGGUCCAGUUCUUACAGCAGCCGGAGUUCGUCUCGAUCCUCGCGCUCCACGUCCACUCGCUCCUCAAGAACAAUGACGGGCGUGUACGCCGAUUACCGUAGAUCGGCGCCGCGCUCGCCGGCCGCGCGCGAGCGAGCCGCGCGCCGCGCUCGCGCUCGCCCUCCAUCCCGCGCCGCGCCGGCUCGCCCAGCUUCCUGGACCGCCGCCGCAUCACCAGCGCACGAAAGCGGCCGAUCCCGUACCACAGGCCGACGCCAUCUUCGCAGUCCAGCGGCAGCUAUAGCAGCUCCAGCGAACGCAGCUGGUCGCGUUCGCCGAAACCAGACAGAGACUAAGAAGACCGACUUUGCUUUCUUUUGCCACAGAUUAAAAAAUAGGGAGUAACUUACGCCAUCUGGUGAGGAAGAGCGUAAACUUCAGGGCUGUACAGGUAGAGUUAGUUAUAAUUAUCAAAGAGUUUAGAUUAUGAGAUCUUAAAGUAAAUAGUACCUCUAUUUUGCAGCAUGCAUAUUAUGCGACAACUAGGGGGCACGAUUUUUCCGAAGACCUUUGUACCUACAGCUAAUAACUCUUUAUAAUUACAAUUACUCUUCCAUUAGUAGGAAUCGAAAUGGUUUUGUUUUUCAAUUUGAUUAUUAGAUAAAGAUAUUGCCUGUAACACAAGUUAACUUAUAUUUUUUCAUACCUACGAGCCAAAAUAGUAUGAAUAUGGGUAGAGGGAAUUUAUAUCAUUAUAAUAUUUAUUCACGAUACUUAAGAUACGGGCUUACAAUUUAUAGUUACAAACACAGAACAUCGAGGAAUUCUAGUCAUUUAAGAAUGGUCAUCAUUUAUUAGUGAUACAUUUUCAAAACUGCUUUUUAGUUUUAAAAAUGAAACCUUAAUUUAUUUUUUAGUUAAUUAUUGAAUCUAGUCCAAAUGUAAACAUUCCAGUCAUAUACUUUUUUAAUGUUAUUAUUUUUUAUUUAUUUUUACACUUUACUCAUUGUUGGUAAUAUUAUUUUAAAUUAUUGUUAGAUAUAAGCUAUAACAGUACCAAAAAUACUCUUUAAUAUUUAUAUUUUAAUUAGUAAGGUGCAAUAUAUUUAAUGAAAAAUGAUUAUACAUAUUUACAAUUUCAAAACCUAGUUUAAGUUUACUAGUCAUUCACAGUAAUUUAUUAAACCUAAUAUUGUUCUGAAUUAAAUGUUGUAUUAUAAAAAUAUAAUAACAGAUGCCACAAAAAAUGGUUUCUUGUAUUUGUAGUAGGUAAUUAAGUAUAGCAAGAUUUUUUAAUUACUUAAAAACAUGUGAAAAAGGUUGAAUACUAAAGCAAUAAUUUGUAUUUGGGCGGAUAUUGAAAUAAUACUCAUAUUAACAAAAUAAAUUGUAUUAUAUACACGAUAAUAAAUAACAUAUAAGUCUUUGAUCAUAACGAAUCUCAAUAAAUGCACCAUAAAUAAAGAGUUGGUACCUAUUGCCAGCCACCGCAACAUAAGUUGAAACAAUUCUCAAAUAAGUGGGUAGACAAAUACAUAAAAAAUAUAAUGGAUCCAAUUGCUGUUGUCAAAUAAAUACAUUCCAUUUA
This is a messenger RNA of Leguminivora glycinivorella, 4642 nucleotides long. It is a transcript of the gene Srrm234, whose product is annotated as serine/arginine repetitive matrix protein 2. NCBI's taxonomy places the organism in Eukaryota, Metazoa, Arthropoda, Insecta, Lepidoptera, Tortricidae. The record is from RefSeq and is a predicted model, not a curated record.